Teleopsis dalmanni is the source of this 2777-nucleotide messenger RNA. Its product is annotated as phospholipase A-2-activating protein-like. The transcript is spliced from 8 exons. Gene Ontology annotation, cellular component: nucleus; cytoplasm. Lineage: Eukaryota; Metazoa; Arthropoda; Insecta; Diptera; Diopsidae. Gene Ontology annotation, molecular function: ubiquitin binding. The record is from RefSeq and is a predicted model, not a curated record. Gene Ontology annotation, biological process: ubiquitin recycling; proteasome-mediated ubiquitin-dependent protein catabolic process. The coding region runs from base 363 to 2693 and encodes 776 amino acids.
CAUCAUUGUAACGUAAUCAUAAAGUUUAAAGACAAUUGUAAAACAAUUGUUAUAUGUUAUCAUAACUUAUUGGGAAAAUAUUUAUUCAAAAAUUCGAUUAAUUACCAAACGUACUAUGAGAAAAAAUACAUUGCAAAAUUAAUACAGUUUUGAAAGCUUUUUUUGCGCUACAACCCAAUUGCGAAACUUCAAACUCAUCGUUUUUGACUCGGUUGCGACAGAUGUAGACAAACUUAUAAAUUUUUCUUGUAGAAGAGCGGCAAUUUUAUAGUUUAAAAAUAUAUUUUUAAUUUAAUUUUAAACAAAAAAGUAAAUUAUUUAUACAAACCGCGUUAUUGUUAGGACAAGUGAGGUUUUUAAAAAUGGCUACAGCGUCAUUAGAUGACUACAAGUUAAGUUGCGAACUCCAUGGACAUAGUAUGGAUGUUCGUUCUGUUGCCGUUACAGAAGACAGACCAACCGGUCAAAUUAUAAUAUCAGGUUCCCGAGAUAAAACAACUAAGUUAUGGAAGCAUGAAGAGCACGGUUACACUGAGAUGGUCACUUUUCAAGAUCAUAAAAGUUAUGUCAGUUGUGUGCAUUACCUUAGGGAGGACAAGUGGAUAUGCACUGGUAGUAAUGAUGGCACAAUUUGUAUAUAUAAAGAAGAUAGUUAUGUUCCUAUUAUAACACUUAAGGGACAUAAGGGAAAUGUGUGUGCAAUAUCUAGUGGUGUUGAAGCCCAAAGUCUUAUAACGGGCAGUUGGGAUAAUACAGCUAGAAUAUGGAAAAUUGAUCAACUGGGUGGAGUUACAUUUAUCGAGUUAAUAGGACACAAGGCAGCAGUAUGGGCAGUUAUUGCCUUACCAAACAUUAAUCGUUUCUUAACUGGCUCUGCAGAUAAAACCAUAUUAACUUGGAACAAUAAAGGUGAAAAACUACGCAUGCUUACUGGCCAUACCGACUGCAUUCGUGGACUUAUUUCUUUGCCGAACCAUUUCAUUGUAUCAGCCGGCAAUGAUUCUGUUAUACGAGUAUGGAACGAAGAUGGUGACUGUGUUAAAGAGUUAUUUGGUCACACAAAUUAUAUAUAUUCGGUAGCACAAAAUACAGCUAUUGGAGGUAAUAUUGUUGUGUCAUCAGGGGAAGAUAGUAGUUUACGCAUGUGGGAUAUUAAAUCUGGCACUGAAUUGGGUUCACCUAUUCUGCAUCCGGCCGAGUCGGUAUGGUCAGUGGCUUGUUUGAGUAAUGGCGAUAUUAUAACUGGUUGCAGUGAUGGUGUGGUACGAGUUUUCACUAAAGAUCCUAAAAGAUAUGCCAGUGAAGAUGUACUCAAAGCUUUUGAUGCAGCAGUUAAUAUCAGAAAAGCAGAAAUUAAUGAAACAGUAGGUGGAGUUAAGAAAUCUGAACUUCCAGGACCCGAAGCUUUAUUGUCAAAUGGUAAACAAGAGGGUGAUAAUUUAAUGGUACGUCAUCCUGAUGGAUCAGUCAAAUGUUACAAGUGGGAGCUUGGUACUUGGAAACUAGUCGGCGAUGUGAUGGGUGCGUCUGGUGGAAGCCAGAAUACAUCUGGGAAAGUAUUGCAUGAAGGAAAGGAGUAUGACUUUGUUUUUUCUGUUGAUAUAUCAGAUACACAACCAGAAAUAAAAUUACCUUAUAAUCGUGGAGAUGAUCCAUGGGUCUCUGCACAAAGUUUUAUACAUCGUCACAAUUUACCACAAGCAUAUUUGGACCAAGUAGCAAACUUUAUAAUUACAAACUCAGGGAGUAACGCUACACAAAGUGGGUCAAGUGGGUUUCAAGAUCCAUUUACUGGUGGCUCACGUUACGUCCCAGGUUCAAGUAAUGCUAACUUGCAAUCCGGUGGAAAUGUUGAUCCCUUUACUGGCGCUUCUAGUUACUCGACUACAAAUGCAUCAAACAAAAACAAUGCUGAAAAACAUUUUCCUAUUAGUCAAUAUAUUUCUCUAAAUAAGUGCGAACCAAAAAAAGUACUACAAAAAUUAAAAGAAUUUAAUAGUAGUUUGCCAACAGAACAUAAGGUGUCAGAAACAAUUUUGGAGUCUGUUAAUUUAAUAGCGGAAAGUCCUAAGGAAACGGAUCAGAACGUUAUCGAAGCGCUAAACAUAUUGCUGCAAUGGCCAACUGAUAAAAUAUUUCCUGUGCUAGAUUUAACACGUUUGGCUGUGCAAGAUGAAAGAAUAUUUGCAAUUCUAAACGACUAUGGUUUCCUGGAUAAGAUACUGCCAUAUCUAAAAUCGUCUGCACCAAAUCAAUUAAUGAUCCUUCGGUGUUUGGCAAAUAUGAUGUGUCAUAAAAGUGGACGUCAGCAAAUUGAACAUCAUUUAUAUACAUUGCUAUCGCGUAUUAAAGAGAUAAAGAGUGGAAGUUCAAAUUUGCAAAUUGCUAUUUCUACCUUUUAUUUAAAUUUAACCGUAACACAAACGAAUGGAUUGGCCAAAAAUGAGCAAUGUCAAUUUAUUAACGAAGGGCUAAUUGAGUUUUUUAAAUGGGCUACAGACUUGGAGGCCUGUUAUCGAGGUAUACAAGCGAUUGGAAAUUUAAUAACAACACCAAUUGGUCAACAAAUAGUAGCUGUUGUAAUUUCAACCGAUUUUCUCACUGAUAAAAUACGCGAGUUUGCCAAUGCUCCCAAAACAGGAGAAUAUGCUAAAAUACACUCAGCUGCGAGCGCACUUUUGGCUUCUUUCUAAGUGAACAACAUAUAAGAAAAAAAUUUAAAUAGUAUAUUCUUGAAUUUUGUAAUAAUUUUAUAUAAACUUGUUAAUAAUACAAAU